AUGACCAAAACAGCCUCGACAUCGGACCCGACAGGCUCGCUACGGCCAGGGCAAAUAGCUGAUGGUCCUUUACCAGGCUCCCUAAUAACAGGAGCACUGCCACUCCGUACCGUCUCGAGCCCAUCCCCCGACGAGAGCGCCGGCUAUUUUGCCCCUGACCAUAAUGACCUACCGAACAAGAGCACUAUACAGAUCGUUCCGGAAGUUCCUAGCACGUCGGUGUCGAGUAUUGGACCCAUAGAGGAAAGUCCAAGAGCUGCUAUGAACGUGCAUUCGCCCAACCAACUUACCUCUCAUCCCACACCCUCUGUCACCGGCACAGUCACUCCAAGGCGCCGAAGCGUCCAGUUUGCUAGGACCGAUGCCGAGCUUGAAGCACAGGAUAUGACACCAUCAAUAGCCCCGUCUUUAGUCAUGGAGGACGGAGACUUGACAGCUGCUGAUCGUCGUGGCGGAUCGUUUCUUUCGAAACUAAAAGCCCUCGCGGUGUAUCCUACCUUCCCGACUCAUUCUCGAUCAGCAAGCGGUGUCACAAUGGGAGGUGAACCGGCAGACGGUAGACCUGGUAACGAAAAUUUGACUCCAGUUUCGGAGCGGGGACCAUUCCGCUUCACUCGAAACAUGGAAGAUGGUAGCGAGGCGGAUGCCGAUGGAGAAUCAAGCUGUGGAGAAAACAAAACGCGCAAAAAGCGCAAAAUGAAGCUACGAGGUAGAUAUGGAGAUGCGGGCUCCCAAACUGCACCGUCGUCUCCUAAAACUCCUGAGCGACCCAGACUCCCUGGCGCUAGCUCAUUGACCCCUGCUGAAGAUUUUGAUCCAAACCACUUAUCUCGAAGAGCCACGACAUCCUCUAUGCCUUUUCAUGCGCGGGAAGGGGUUUCCGAAGAUGAAGGGCGGGAUAGACUGAAACGGGACUGGGGGCGCCGUAGCGGCUGGUUGCAAACUGCCCGUGGCCUAAGCUAUGGGGGAAAUUUCCGUCACGAAAGUCAAAAUUCUCAAGAUGACAGGAGACCUAGCAAUCUACGGCGGCUUACCGGGCUUGGAAACCCAUCUGAUGGAACAGAAGGGAUCGCUGCCGUGUGGAGAAGACACAAAGCGGAACGUGGAACUAGCCUCAGCGCUCAGAAAUGGCGACAAAUCAAAGCUGGGCUUAAAAUGAUUGGUCAGAGAAAGAAAGCUGAGCCGACAGUCGACCAUGUUAAAUCAGCCGAAUUAUUAGCGGAGUUGACCUCUGGCGUACCUGCCGCUCUUCUACUUGCCAGCAUGUUCCAGAGAGACGAACACGGGAGCAGACGUAUACCCAUACUCCUGGAGCAGUUGAAGCUUCGUAUUACAGACAGCCACUUUGAUUCUCAUUCGGGUGAUCGCCAUCUCGUUUUUCGGAUUGAAUUGGAAUAUGGGAGUGGAAUGACACGUAUGAAGUGGAUAAUAAACAGGACGCUUAAAGAUUUUGCAAACUUGCAUAUAAAAUACAAACUACAGAUUGGAACCCAAAAAUAUAUCCAUCUAAAAAGCCACGAUUCUGCGAAAGCCUUACCACACUUUCCUAGGAGUGCUUUUCCAUAUCUACGGGGUGUCAGAGGCCUUGAAAGUGAUGUCGAAGAUGAAGAAGACGAUGCCGAUGACACCGCGGCCGAUGUUACUAGUGGAAAUGAGAAGGCUGCAAAAAAGAAAAGACGACGUUCCUCAUUUGCAGCAAUCUCUCGUCGGCAGUCAAGUCUAGCAUCUCCUUCAGAAGCAAACGCAGCGUUGGGCUCAGCCGUAGCAACCGAUGGCAACAUAGAGCCCCCUACUCCUGGACUUUCGAAAAGAGAACCUUACCCGGAAAGGCAACGCAAGAAGCUCGAGAUCUACCUGCAAAAAAUGAUACGCUUUCUCAUAUUUCGGCCGGACAGCAAUCGCUUAUGCAAAUUUCUAGAACUCUCGGCAUUGGGCGUCCGUCUUGCCGCAGAAGGGAGUUACCAUGGCAAAGAGGGAUUUCUUAUUAUUCAGUCUUCCAAAGGGUUGGAUUUUAGAAGUGCAUUGAAUCCUUCCAUGAUCAAAUCUCGACAUUCACCCAAAUGGUUUCUAGUUCGACAUAGUUAUGUUGUGUGUGUCGAUUCUCCUGAAGAGAUGCAUAUAUACGAUGUGUUUUUAGUAGAUCCGUUUUUCCAAAUUCAGGCCAAAAAAGGUCGCUUAAGAGACAAGAAGCCAAAAGAAAUUGCAAAGUCUGCAAAAGAAUCUGCCACCCAUCCACAGCACCAUACUCUAAAACUGCAAAAUUCUGAACGCAAGUUGAGACUCCUAGCCCGAAAUGAACGCCAACUUCAUCAGUUUGAAGAUUCCAUACGGUUCAUGGUGGAGACUACGCCCUGGUCCAAGCCUAAUCGUUUCGACAGUUUUGCCCCAGUUCGGACCAAAUGCUUUGCGCAAUGGUUGGUCGAUGGCCGUGAUUAUAUGUGGGUAGUGUCUCGCGCGAUUAAUCAGGCCAAAGACGUGAUAUACAUACAUGAUUGGUGGCUGAGUCCAGAGCUUUACAUGCGUCGGCCUGCUGCUAUCAGUCAAAAGUGGCGUCUAGAUCGGCUUCUUCAACGCAAAGCCCAGGAAGGGGUAAAGGUUUUCGUGAUCAUGUAUCGCAAUAUUAACUCCGCGAUACCUAUUGACUCAGAAUACUCAAAAUUCUCUCUUUUGGAUCUCCAUCCAAAUGUUUUCGUACAACGAUCGCCCAAUCAAUUCCGACAGAAUACGUUUUUUUGGGCUCAUCACGAAAAGCUGUGUAUUGUGGACCACACCUUAGCCUUUGUUGGUGGUAUUGACCUAUGCUUUGGUCGAUGGGAUACACCACAGCACCCGCUGACUGACGACAAGUUAACAGGCUUCGAAUUGACUGAUGCCCCCAAAGAUGCUGAUCACUGCCAACUAUGGCCUGGUAAGGAUUAUUCCAACCCUAGAGUGCAAGAUUUCUAUGAUCUCGAUAAGCCAUAUGAAGAAAUGUAUGAUCGAGAGGUUGUACCACGCAUGCCAUGGCACGAUAUCUCCAUGCAUGUUGUUGGGCAACCAGCACGAGACUUGACGAGACAUUUUGUGCAGAGAUGGAAUUAUAUUCUCCGCCAACGCAAGCCAACGAGACCAACUCCAUUUUUACUACCGCCCCCUGAUUUUAAUCCUGCGGAUUUGGAGGCACUUGGCUUGGAUGGGACCUGCGAAGUCCAGAUCCUACGUUCAAGCAGUAUGUGGUCUACCGGAACCCCUGAAGUAACUGAACAUAGUAUCAUGAACGCCUAUGUCAAGAUGAUCGAGAAAUCCGAUCAUUUUGUUUAUAUUGAAAAUCAGUUCUUUGUGAGUAGUUGUGAAGUUGAAGGGAAGAAAAUUGAAAACCUAAUUGGCGAUGCUCUUGUCGAAAGAAUUAUCCGUGCUGCCAAGAAUGGAGAAGAGUGGCGUGCGGUGAUCCUUAUCCCAUUGAUGCCUGGGUUCCAAAAUACUGUUGAUACAGAAGGCGGAACGAGCGUUCGGCUUAUCAUGCAAUGUCAAUAUCGCAGUAUAUGCCGUGGUGACACGUCCAUAUUUGGCAGACUACGUGCCCAUGGCAUUGAGCCUGAGGACUACAUUCAAUUCUUUAGUUUAAGAUCAUGGGGUCGUAUUGGUCCAAAGAAGCGCUUUGUCACUGAACAGUUGUAUAUCCACGCAAAGUGUAUGGUCGUGGAUGAUCGUGUGGCGAUCAUUGGAUCUGCAAAUAUUAACGAGAGAUCUAUGUUAGGAUCGAGGGAUUCAGAAUGCGCGGCGAUUGUACGAGACACCGACUUGAUUUGGUCUACAAUGGGCGGCAAACCGUAUUUAGUUGGCCGUUUCCCACAUACUCUACGAAUGCGUUUAAUGAGAGAGCACCUAGGUGUUGAUGUCGAUGAGGCUAUGGAGCAAGAAAUGGAGGCAGAGGUAGAAUCAACACAGUCUAGGCCUGAUGAUAGCGACUCUUGUAUCAGUGAUCGUCAGCAAGGCGCCGAUAAAUGGGGUGAAAAGCAAGAUGAAAAAGAGAUUCUCGAGCGAAGACAUCGCAUUCAGGAUGAAUUCCUUGCCCGAUCAGAAGACAUGCACAGUUUCAACCACGACGUUGACUGGGAGCAAGCUAACAACCCUAAUCUUAAGUCCAACAGGAAGCUUACAGCAGAUGCUAGGGUUACUAGAAACCCAGAUCAUCGGAAGGACUUGGAAGGGUUGGGCGUGGAUCGAAUGCAGGCCCUAGAUGAAGCAGGACAUACUAAUGGCCGAGACUCUUUUCUCGGACAGGAUCGUAUGGAAUAUUUGACAGAGGAGGGCGCUACUGAAGAGAAACACAAGAAUCACAGCGACGGGCACCGCCCUAGUUCUCAGCCACCAACACCCCCAGACCAAAAGAAGCAUUAUGAUGAUAAUCCUUCCGCUAAUUCUUCGGCCAGCCCGGUGCUCAUUCGCCCUCAGCCCACAUUCACAAAUGAUGACAAUGCUUCUCCCCGGUCAUCACAGGUUGCGCAGCUUCCCGAUAGCUCUCAUCCCUUAUUGUCUACCCUGACGCGUCCUUCUGUGGACAAAGACUGUAUGCGAGAUCCCCUAUGCGAUACCUUUUACCUUGACACUUGGCAGUCUAUCGCUGAAAAUAAUACCAAGUUGUACCGAAGUGUAUUCCGGUGUAUGCCAGAUAGCGAAGUCAAGUCUUGGAAAGAGUACAAAGAGUACACUGCUUACGUCGAGAGGUUUGCCGACAUGCAAAACAAUUAUUUUUAUGAUGCCAGCGGACAAGCUCUAGAGCCUGACGCUCACACCAAACUCCAGAGCGGUGCUCCAGGAUCUAGUUCCAUGCAUCCCAUUGGUAAAUUUAGCCAUGAUAACGAUACGACAGGGAAUGAUCUGAAGGAAAGCGUCAACAACCAGGCGUCGAACGAAGCAUCUGCUGAAGAGAGCCUCAAGCAAUGGGCAGCAGAAGCCAAUCGGGCUCAGAUUGAACGUCAGCAGGAGGAACUUGCCAAGCUAGAUUCUGCGGCCGGAGAGAAAUCUGGUUUGAAGACUAUGGAUACGAAAUCUUCAGAUUCCAGUGGCAAUGCCGAGCACUCGGUAGCAUUUCCAGAUAUGGAAAAGUCAUUAGAGCGUCAGCGGAGCAGUACCCAGAAUUACUCCGAGGCACUCCAUGCGAAUGCGUCCCAGUCACAGCGACGAAGACGAAGAGGCACUACUCGCAGCUCUAAGAAGGAGUUCCAUGCCUCUGACGAUAUCAUCAGCAUGAAUGAAGUCGAAGAAUUACUCGAUAGGGUUCAGGGUCAAUUGGUUUUGUGGCCGUAUGAAUGGUUGGAGCGAGAAGAACAAGGAGGCAAUUGGCUAUAUACCCUUGAUCAGAUCUCUCCUCUUGAGAUAUAG
Messenger RNA from Ophidiomyces ophidiicola, 5364 nucleotides. RefSeq names its product Phospholipase D1 (gene SPO14). The record is from RefSeq and is a predicted model, not a curated record. The transcript is spliced from 2 exons. Lineage: Eukaryota; Fungi; Ascomycota; Eurotiomycetes; Onygenales; Onygenaceae. Gene Ontology annotation, molecular function: phosphatidylinositol binding; catalytic activity. Gene Ontology annotation, biological process: cell motility. Bases 1 to 5364 code for a protein of 1787 amino acids.